This is a messenger RNA of Symbiodinium sp. CCMP2592, 2379 nucleotides long. The record is from the annotation of a GenBank genome assembly. Lineage: Eukaryota; Dinophyceae; Suessiales; Symbiodiniaceae.
AUGGCCCCGGCUGAAAGCAGUUGGGACUCUUCGAAGCUCACAGAUAUGUGGCAACAGCACGGCCAUAAUGCCUGGACCCACGCCGGCAAAACGAAAGCUUCAGGAACAACCGAGACCACAGGAGAAGCCGCACCAAAGGGUAAAGGAAAGGCGGAGGCAACGAAAGGUUCAGGAAAAGGCAAAGCCACAGGAGAAGCCACGCCAAAGGGCAAAGGAAAGGGCAAGUCGCAGGCCAAAGGUGCAGGAAAAGACGAAGCCACAGGAGAAGCCACACCCAAGGGCAAAGGAAAGGGCAAGUCGCAGACGAAAGGUGCAGGAAAAGACGAAGCCACAGGAGAAGCCACCCCGAAGGGCAAAGGAAAGGCUAAGUCGCAGACGAAAGGUUCAGGAAACAACGAAGCCACAGGAGAAGCCGCACCCAAGGGUAAAGGAAAGGCAGAGGCGACGAAAGGUUCAAGAAAAGACGAAGCCACAGGAGAAGCCACACCCAAGGGUAAAGGAAAGGCUAAGUCGCAGACGAAAGGUUCAGGAAAAGACGAAGCCACAGGAGAAGCCACCCCGAAGGGCAAAGGAAAGGCUAAGUCGCAGACGAAAGGUUCAGGAAACACCGAAGCCACAGGAGAAGCCGCACCCAAGGGUAAAGGAAAGGCAGAGGCGACGAAAGGUUCAAGAAAAGACGAAGCCACAGGAGAAGCCACACCCAAGGGUAAAGGAAAGGCUAAGUCGCAGACGAAAGGUUCAGGAAAAGACGAAGCCACAGGAGAAGCCACGCCAAAGGGCAAAGGAAAGGGCAAGAUGCAGACGAAAGCUUCAGGAACAACCGAGACCACAGGAGAAGCCGCACCAAAGGGUAAAGGAAAGGCGGAGGCAACGAAAGGUUCAGGAAAAGGCGAAGCCACAGGAGAAGCCACACCCAAGGGCAAAGGAAAGGGCAAGUCGCAGGCCAAAGGUGCAGGAAAAGACGAAGCCACAGGAGAAGCCACGCCAAAGGGCAAAGGGAAGGCUGAGGCGACGAAAGGUUCAGGAAAAGACGAGACCACAGGAGAAGCCACCCCGAAGGGCAAAGGAGAGGGCAAGUCGCAGGCCAAAGGUUCAGGAAAAGGCGAAGCCACAGGAGAAGCCACACCCAAGGGCAAAGGAAAGGGCAAGUCGCAGGCCAAAGGUUCAGGAAAAGACGAAGCCACAGGAGAAGCCACCCCAGCCACGAAGGGCAAAGGAAAGGCCAAGUCCCCGUCGAAAGGGGCCGCAAAGGUUGCUUCUGAUGCCGAGAAGGAAUCUCCCCCACCCCAAGAGACGCCAAAAGCAGGUUCGGGAAAGGGCCAGGGUGACCAGGGUGCAACCAAAACCCGGGUAGAGCCUGAUGACUCAGCCAAAAGAAAGCUUAGCUGGGAAGAUCAAAGCAACUCCACCGGCAGCACCGCAGCUGCACACAGCAGUGUUGAGGGAGGGGAUGUGCAGAAACUCUCGUUGGAGAAGAUCGAAGCGAUUUUGGCAAUGACGGAGCCUGGUGAGUUAGACUUGCCUACCAGGUUUGCCUUCUUGAAGGCAUUUGUGCAGCACAAGGACAUGCCCGACAUCGAAGAUCCGAAGAAUCCCGAGAUGAGGAUUUAUACCGUGUUCCGUGACAUCAAGGAUUCCAGUGCAAAGACGAAGGAGGUUGGCACGAAAACAUCCGGAAGAGCCAAGUUGCCGGCCAACAAGGCUGCCAGAGCUGCCUUUGCCGAGACCAUGCAGAACAAGGCUGACUCGUUCGCCGGCAGUUGGAACAGUGUCGGAGAAGAACUCACGCUUGAAGAAAAGGAGAAGAAGGACUUCCAGCGAGACUUGCAACAGAUUCUCGCUCGCAGUGCGGUUGCUAUGCUAGAUCCCGUUGAACCCAACUCCGAAUCGUCUUCUGUGCUUGCCAUGAGGCUGCGACAAUUGGGCGACAAAGCCUUGACUGCUGCCACGAACCUGAAGUCUACCGGGCUGAAGCGACAGGAGGCUGACGUCCAGCAUAUGGGUGAUGUGAAUACCCAGUGCUACGGCAUUCUGAGGGAGUGCAACACACUCCUCUUCUCAUCCGAGCCACUUUCCAAAGCCAGAGAGUACCUGGACAGCAAAGCCCAUCAGCUACAGGAAUAUGCGAAGGAUGUGGCACAUGCCGAGGGUGUGUUCCAGACCUUUGAGCGACGCAAAGCUUCGGAGAAGAGAAAACGGGAAAAAGAAGAGCUGAAGAAGCAGGCUACGGCAGAUCUGGAUACUCAGGUAGACGAUGCAGAGCAACAAGAAGAGUGGCCAGAUGAGAAUGAGAAUAAUGAAGAUAAUGGUGAAGAUGAUUGGGAAGAUGAUGAUGCUGAAGAGACUGUUCAGCCCCCUGAAAAAAGGGCAAGGGCCUGA